GGAAUAUUCCAUUAUCACCUCUUCACACCUCCUUCCACCUGCGUUUCUGAUUUCCCUCCUUCAUUUCUCGCUCUACUACCAUCGGUAUACGCCAGUUCCUGCGUGUUCAACACUGCGAGUUACGCUUGGCGUUUUGACAAAACCUCAGUAUACUUUCUCCAUCAGACAAUAUGGUCGGUCACGGUGUCUCGGGGAUGCUUGGUGAAGAUGGCAUUCAUGUUGAUAUGAACCACCUGAAGAGCGGCGAGGUCAACCUAGGUACCUCGAUUAUGGCGAUCAACUUCAAAGAUGGCGUUAUAUUAGGUGCCGACAGCCGGACAACGACGGGAGCUUAUAUUGCCAAUCGAGUUACCGACAAGCUGACUCAGGUUCAUGAUACCAUUUGGUGCUGUCGAUCUGGGUCCGCUGCAGAUACGCAGGCUGUGGCGGAUAUGGUAUCCUACCACCUCAACAUGUAUUCGAUCACGAACAACGAGGCUCCUAGCACCCAGGUUGCCGCGUCGUUGUUUCAAGAGCUGUGCUAUGAGAACAAGGAUAUGCUGAGCGCUGGUAUCAUCAUCGCGGGAUAUGAUCCCCGACAUGGCGGUCAAGUAUACUCGAUACCGCUUGGCGGAUCUCUACACAAGCAGGCUUAUUCCAUUGGUGGAUCCGGUUCAACCUACAUUUACGGCUACUGUGAUGCGAACUGGAGAGAGAACAUGACCGAGCAAGAAGGAAUUGACUUUGUUCGGGGCGCCUUGGCAGAGGCUAUCAAAUGGGAUGGAAGCUCGGGAGGUGUGAUCCGUCUGGUAGUACUGACGGCUAGAGGAGCCCAGAGACAUCUCUACCUGCCCGACACAGGCUACAGCGGACCAGGUGUUACUAACUAGAUGAUGGAUAUAAUCGUAUUGAAUGAUGAUGUGUUCGACUUUUAAUUCAAUCGGUAUUAGCUUAUCAAAAUCUCCAUUUUGGGUAG
Molecule: messenger RNA, 955 nt
Organism: Aspergillus alliaceus
Lineage: Eukaryota; Fungi; Ascomycota; Eurotiomycetes; Eurotiales; Aspergillaceae
Gene: pre3
Product: proteasome core particle subunit beta 1
Exons: 5
Coding region: 171-869 (232 amino acids)
Cellular component (GO): proteasome core complex
Molecular function (GO): threonine-type endopeptidase activity
Source: RefSeq, a predicted model, not a curated record